GCAAGGAAAAGCGCGAACCAGAACGGAAAUCGCAUGCGCACGAGGGUAGACUUAAAGAAAUUAUUAAAACUAAAUCACAAUUUUUAUUUAGUUAUAUAUUUUUUAAUGAGAAAAACUGCAUAUUGCAUUGAAUUUUGGAUGUAUCAAAGUGUAGCUUGUUACAAUGGUUGACUGUUGCCCCGUCGUCAUGGUAACAGUAUGGCUGUCUUCCGGAGUUAGUAUUAAAUCAUUGGUUUGUAUGUUUUUAUCUUUCCAAGAUCAGAAAGGACACCAGGAAGUAAAUGAUGGAGCUUGUUGGAAACAGUUACAAGGGAAAUACAAAAAAUGGCAGGAUGGAUGGUGAAGGUGAAUACACCUUUCCCACAAAUACAAAGUAUGUGGGAGAGACGAAAGAUGGGAUGUUUCAUGGCAAAGGGUUUCUACUCUUUCCGAAUGGCAGUAAAUAUGAGUCCACCUGGGAAAAUGGCAUAGCUAAACAGGGAUCAUUUACAUUUGCUGAUGGUUUGCAGUACCAGGAGAAGAACUGGGACUACUGCAAUGGUUACGACAGGCGCUUCUAUAGUGAGAGGUGCAAUGGACUCAGACCUGCAGGAGAAUCUCAGAUGACUGAUCUACAUCCUCCACGAGCUAUUCCUGAUGGGUGUUACGACUGUGGAGAUGGCUUCUAUGACCCCACUACCAGAGUCAUUACUUCAUACAUGGGCAAAUUCCUUAGGAAUGCAGAUGACUCGGAACAUGAGUGGAUUGUGAGGACUUGUCGGAAAGCCUUGGAUGACGUGGCUGAUCCUGAAAAAUCCUUUGAACCCAGAUCUGAGAAGAGCAGCAGCAUCUACUGAUAUAACCUGGUUAUAAAUCUACUACGUGCUGUCCAAUUAACUCCUGUAUUUUUAUUUAGCUUGUCCACACAACAGACAUACUCUGUAUUCACUGUAACAAAAUGGGCUUCGAUCCACAAAAUAAAUAAAAAUUCUGACACAGACACAGUUUCUGUUUCACACUAACAUUUAGUAGGUGCAGAAACGUUUUUGAACAGUUUUUAUCUGGAUUAUUUUAUAGGGUUCAUGUGUGCAUUCAUGCAAAAAGAAUAUAUAAACCUGAAGCAGAUACAUGAUGCAGACCCACAUGCACACAUGAGGCUGUGUAGUAAAAAAUAAACAAUAACACAUAUAAUGCACCACAACUAAAAAGCUAAAAGUUUACAGCUAUUUUAUAUUUAUUUUGUUUCUGUUUUUGCAUUUAAAUAUUAUUUCUAUUUGUACUUAUUUUAAUUACUGCACAAGCUUCAGUACUUUAAGCCUCAUAUGUUUGGUCAAAUGAAAAAGGAUUUUAUGCUUUGCAGA
Melanotaenia boesemani (Boeseman's rainbowfish) is the source of this 1340-nucleotide messenger RNA. RefSeq names its product MORN repeat containing 5 (gene morn5). The coding region runs from base 282 to 836 and encodes 184 amino acids. NCBI's taxonomy places the organism in Eukaryota, Metazoa, Chordata, Actinopteri, Atheriniformes, Melanotaeniidae. The transcript is spliced from 5 exons. The record is from RefSeq and is a predicted model, not a curated record.